Molecule: messenger RNA, 528 nt
Organism: Porites lobata
Lineage: Eukaryota; Metazoa; Cnidaria; Anthozoa; Scleractinia; Poritidae
Source: the annotation of a GenBank genome assembly
AUGUUACUAAAAUCUGUGAUGCCGCGUUUCAGUUAUCACCUACAUAAUAUUAGAAGGAUUGAGAAGUAUUUAUCUCGCGAUUCGUUACUAACGCUUAUUCAUGCUUUUAUCAUUAGUCGUUUAGACUAUUGUAAUGGACUUCUGUAUGGCCUUCCUAACUCGCAAAUAGUUAAAUUGCAACGUGUGCAGAAUGCUGCAGCUAGACUCGUACUGAGCUUAAAUAAGUACUCGCAUAUUUCUCCCGCGCUUUAUCAACUUCACUGGUUACCAGUACAACAUCGUGUUCAUUUUAAGAUCUUUAUUUUAGCAUUUAAAGCUAUUCAUGGAUUGGCGCCUAAGUAUAUCAUAGAACCAAUUAACAUUAAGCCUAGGUCUAUAUAUAAUCUUAGAUCAAAUCAAAGCUUAUUGGUAGACCCUCCUAAAGGGAAAAUGCUUGUCACGUUAGGUGACAAAUCUUUCUCUGCUGCUACCCCAUAUUUAUGGAAUAGUUUGCCGGCUGAAUUACGUGAUACAAUAAUCCAUUCAUAA